ACGCCAGUUUUUAAAAUAUAAAGCGGAUUAACUUAAUCGAAGAAUUUAAAUUACGAGCGAAUCGUCGGUCCCAAAUGCGACUGAGGCUUCGUUCGAUACCGACGGCAGAUCUUGGACAAAUUUAGCACUUCGGGCCCUUUGGUCUUUCUUUAAAGUAGAAAUCAAUUGGAAGAAUAACGAAUCGUAUUUGCGAACGGACUACGGAAGAAAUAGAGGUAAAUUUUCGUGUGGAAGAGGACGUCCGCCAGGGGGAUUUCCGUCGGAACAGCGUAAAGUCCUCCGCUCCAUCCGGUGCGGAUGCCGUGUCCAGCAACAGGAUGGCCAGCCCCGUGCUUGACCAAUUCAUGCGCAGCCCGCUGGUGACAUGGAUCAAGACUUUUGAGGACGAAGACUCCAAACCCCUUUCCUAUGAUCAGCUGCGAGAUGGCAUUCUCCUAUACAAUGUCUGGCUGCAGAUUGAUCCCCAUCCUCCUUUCAGGGGUGUGGCUCCCGCUGGUGAAGAUGGAUGUUCCCGGCUGCGCAACCUGGACCUUCUUCUGCACAACAUCAAGGCCUUCUAUGAGGAUGUGUUGGGCCAGCUGCUGGUCACUGGCGUGCCAGACAUCUUGUUGUUAGCCCGAGGUCCUGAUGAGGCCAGUGUGGUUGAGAUGCAGACACUCCUCCUGCUUGUUCUCAGCUCAGCUGUGCAGUGUGAACGCAAGCAGUUUUUCAUUGAGCGCAUCAAAACUCUUGAUGUCACUUCACAGCAUACCAUCAUGGAAUGCAUCCAGAGGAUAGCUGAUAAUCCAGAGGCUGUCUGGAGUGCUGAGUGGAGUGACCUGCAGAUGCUUCCUACUGAAGAACAUGACCACAUGUACUCCCUAUGUGUCCGGCACCUGCGCAGUCUGACUAAAGAGAGGGAUGAGUUGGCUGAGAGGAUAGUCAAUCUGACUGUGGACCAGGAAGGAGAGACUGGGAAGGGUGCACCAGGUCCUGAGAAGCCCCAUCUGAUGGUGGAGCUGGCUGAUGUAAAGUCCAAGCUGAGAAAGAUGCAACAGGAGCUGGAGGAGAAGAAUGAGUCCCUGACUGAAGCCAAGGAAGAACUGGAAGAAUCCAGGGAUGCAGUCAACCGCCUACGUCAGGAAAAUCUGGAACUGAUACAGGAGGCACGGACUGCUGUUGCCUACCGAGAUGAAAUAGACAUUCUGACCGAGAGAGUUCGAAAGAUGGAUCGCCUGGAAAGUGAGAUCCACAAGUAUCGGGAGAAACUGAAUGAAUUGGACUUUUACAAGUCCAGAGUGGAAGAGCUGCGUGAGGAUAAUAGAAUCUUGGUGGAGACAAAAUUGAUGUUGGAAGAGCAACUGGAAGGAAAUGGAAAGAAGACUGAGCAGAUGGCUGAACUGGAGGCUGAGAUGAGAAAGGUUAGCAGUCGACUGAAGGACAUGGUUUCACAAAGAGAGUUGGAUCAGAAGAAGAUCCAGGAACUCUUGGAGGAAAAUGCCAGACUUCAGGUGGACAGGAAGACUGCAGCUGAAGAGUUAGCCAAGAUGCAGGCAGAGCUAUUUCGAGCCAGAAAUGAAGAUGUACCCUCUAGGGAUGAUAGCCUGUUAGAGCAAAUAAACACAGAUGCACAGACUAGGGCCCUCCAGCUGGAACUGGAGAAUCGUCGGUUGAGGAUGCUGGUUGAAAAUUGCAACAGGGAAUCUGCAGAGGAUGAGCAGAAGCCAUGUGUGGUUGAUCUGGAAACACACAAGCGUGAACUAGAAAAGUUAGUAGAGGAGAUGAGGCAGAACAUGAAAGUGGAUCAGGCACAUUGUGAACAGAUGGAAAGGACAGUUAAUGCUUUGACUACAGAAAAUCAAAAGCUGCAGAGGGUUGUGGAAACCAACCAGAUAAAACUAGAAGAAAUACAGGAAGAGCUACAGGGACUUGAGAAUGAAAACAGAAAACUAAAUAAGACUUUAGACACUUUGAAGCUGUCUAUACCAAAACUGCAUGAAUUGGAGAGAGAGGCAAUGGGAUUGAACUCCACCAAGCAGGCUCUGGAACAGGAGAAGAGAUCUCUGGAGAAGGAAAAUGCCAAGCUGAAACAGUUGAUGGAGGCCAAGGAAUGCACCAUUGAUGAGUAUCUGUCUAAGUUGUCACUAAUAGAACAGAAAAACCAACAACUGCAGAAAGAAAGUGAAAACUGCACACGGCUGACAGCCCAGUUGCAAGAAUUAGAAAGAGAGAACAAGGAGCUGCUGCAGCAAACAUCAGUAGAGAAGAAAACAUUGUCAUCACUGCAGGAAGAGCUGGUUAAUGAGAAGCUCAAGUGUCAGCAGUUGGCUGGCGAUCUUCAGAAGAUCAAUGCGGCUCUGAAGAUGGAGAAAAGUCUGCCUGCUCCCACUUCCAAAAAGGAGGAGAGGAUGCAGUCUUCCGAAUGUCGGGCAGUCCCCAGACGAGAGAUUGAGCUGCCAGAUGAUGACGAUGGCAAUGAUGCUACUGGACACAUUCUGCGUCUCAAAUCACUCAUUUCUGAACUGGACCAGAGGAUGACGGAGCUGGAGGAAGAGAAUAGAAAACUGUUGGAAGAGAACGUCACACUGAUUGAGCAGAAUGACAAGAAGAAUAUGCAGACGGACAAUCUGGAAGAGAGCUUGAAGGCAGCAGUUGAGCACAAUGCUGAACUGCAAGCUUCACUGGCCAAACUGGAGGUGGAAAUGUCACUGCUGGAGUCACGUCACGACACCGUCUCCACCCAGAAUUCUCGUCUACAGGCAGAAACUGCAUCUCUGGAGGCCGAGUGUGGGCGGCUGAAACAGAAGCAGCGCGAGACACAGGAGGCCAAUGAGUCCCUGAUAAAAGACCAAAAGACCCUGCAGUCAUUACACCAACAGCUGUCGUCCGACUUUGAUUCUCUACUUUCCAGUUUUGCCUCAUUUAAGUUAACCUACAAGACCCUGAAAACAGACCACCUGAGUGUCAAGGAACGGGCCAAGGCAACACAGGACCGCUAUGAGCGACUCCUGGAGGAACAGGGAAUGAUGCAGAGAGGGUUGGAAACCCUGCGGGCUGAGAAUGAACGUCUGAACAGUGAGUGUGAGGAACUGAGGGGACAGCUGACCACCCAGGGGCUGGAGACGACCCGGCUGGCCGGUCGCUGCGAGGCCCUCACUGAAAGAAACAAUGCCCUGGAGGAAGAACAGAAGGCUGCAGUGGCCCAACUAUCACUGCUGCUGGUGCAAUACCAUGAGCUGCUGUCACAAGUGCUGAAGCAGCAGGGCCGGCCGUCAAGAGAAGACGUGCUAUUGAAGGAAAGGUUGCGCGAGUUAUGGCAACAGAAAGAACAGUUGGAAAGGGCAGUGCGGGAACGCUGCCAUCGCCGCACUGACUCUGCCAAGAGGAAACAGAACAAGAAGGCAACCAAGCGGCAGGAGGAAGACUCAGAGGGGAGCGGGGGCGGCAGGUCGUCCCGGAGAAAGACAGGCAGCCGCCCGGGAACGGAAGACACAGAAGACUACAUUCCAGUGCGGGACUCUGGUCCCUCGCCUCCUGGGCCGGGUCCGGAAGAGGGGCUUCUGAUGGCGCCGAGUCGAACGACGACUCUGGAGAACCACACCACAGUCAACUUGACCACGACCCUGAGCAAGCGCCCGGCUGAGGUCACAGUUGGGAUGCCGCGGAACUCGACAGUCGCGGAAUCUGACACCUCAGAGGUGGAUGGGAGUCCACGCGAGCCUACUCCUCCGGCACCGGAAGGGAAGAAAGAGGACUCCGUCUGGUAUGAGUAUGGAUGCGUCUGUGCGGAUGCCGUGUCCAGCAACAGGAUGGCCAGCCCCGUGCUUGACCAAUUCAUGCGCAGCCCGCUGGUGACAUGGAUCAAGACUUUUGAGGACGAAGACUCCAAACCCCUUUCCUAUGAUCAGCUGCGAGAUGGCAUUCUCCUAUACAAUGUCUGGCUGCAGAUUGAUCCCCAUCCUCCUUUCAGGGGUGUGGCUCCCGCUGGUGAAGAUGGAUGUUCCCGGCUGCGCAACCUGGACCUUCUUCUGCACAACAUCAAGGCCUUCUAUGAGGAUGUGUUGGGCCAGCUGCUGGUCACUGGCGUGCCAGACAUCUUGUUGUUAGCCCGAGGUCCUGAUGAGGCCAGUGUGGUUGAGAUGCAGACACUCCUCCUGCUUGUUCUCAGCUCAGCUGUGCAGUGUGAACGCAAGCAGUUUUUCAUUGAGCGCAUCAAAACUCUUGAUGUCACUUCACAGCAUACCAUCAUGGAAUGCAUCCAGAGGAUAGCUGAUAAUCCAGAGGCUGUCUGGAGUGCUGAGUGGAGUGACCUGCAGAUGCUUCCUACUGAAGAACAUGACCACAUGUACUCCCUAUGUGUCCGGCACCUGCGCAGUCUGACUAAAGAGAGGGAUGAGUUGGCUGAGAGGAUAGUCAAUCUGACUGUGGACCAGGAAGGAGAGACUGGGAAGGGUGCACCAGGUCCUGAGAAGCCCCAUCUGAUGGUGGAGCUGGCUGAUGUAAAGUCCAAGCUGAGAAAGAUGCAACAGGAGCUGGAGGAGAAGAAUGAGUCCCUGACUGAAGCCAAGGAAGAACUGGAAGAAUCCAGGGAUGCAGUCAACCGCCUACGUCAGGAAAAUCUGGAACUGAUACAGGAGGCACGGACUGCUGUUGCCUACCGAGAUGAAAUAGACAUUCUGACCGAGAGAGUUCGAAAGAUGGAUCGCCUGGAAAGUGAGAUCCACAAGUAUCGGGAGAAACUGAAUGAAUUGGACUUUUACAAGUCCAGAGUGGAAGAGCUGCGUGAGGAUAAUAGAAUCUUGGUGGAGACAAAAUUGAUGUUGGAAGAGCAACUGGAAGGAAAUGGAAAGAAGACUGAGCAGAUGGCUGAACUGGAGGCUGAGAUGAGAAAGGUUAGCAGUCGACUGAAGGACAUGGUUUCACAAAGAGAGUUGGAUCAGAAGAAGAUCCAGGAACUCUUGGAGGAAAAUGCCAGACUUCAGGUGGACAGGAAGACUGCAGCUGAAGAGUUAGCCAAGAUGCAGGCAGAGCUAUUUCGAGCCAGAAAUGAAGAUGUACCCUCUAGGGAUGAUAGCCUGUUAGAGCAAAUAAACACAGAUGCACAGACUAGGGCCCUCCAGCUGGAACUGGAGAAUCGUCGGUUGAGGAUGCUGGUUGAAAAUUGCAACAGGGAAUCUGCAGAGGAUGAGCAGAAGCCAUGUGUGGUUGAUCUGGAAACACACAAGCGUGAACUAGAAAAGUUAGUAGAGGAGAUGAGGCAGAACAUGAAAGUGGAUCAGGCACAUUGUGAACAGAUGGAAAGGACAGUUAAUGCUUUGACUACAGAAAAUCAAAAGCUGCAGAGGGUUGUGGAAACCAACCAGAUAAAACUAGAAGAAAUACAGGAAGAGCUACAGGGACUUGAGAAUGAAAACAGAAAACUAAAUAAGACUUUAGACACUUUGAAGCUGUCUAUACCAAAACUGCAUGAAUUGGAGAGAGAGGCAAUGGGAUUGAACUCCACCAAGCAGGCUCUGGAACAGGAGAAGAGAUCUCUGGAGAAGGAAAAUGCCAAGCUGAAACAGUUGAUGGAGGCCAAGGAAUGCACCAUUGAUGAGUAUCUGUCUAAGUUGUCACUAAUAGAACAGAAAAACCAACAACUGCAGAAAGAAAGUGAAAACUGCACACGGCUGACAGCCCAGUUGCAAGAAUUAGAAAGAGAGAACAAGGAGCUGCUGCAGCAAACAUCAGUAGAGAAGAAAACAUUGUCAUCACUGCAGGAAGAGCUGGUUAAUGAGAAGCUCAAGUGUCAGCAGUUGGCUGGCGAUCUUCAGAAGAUCAAUGCGGCUCUGAAGAUGGAGAAAAGUCUGCCUGCUCCCACUUCCAAAAAGGAGGAGAGGAUGCAGUCUUCCGAAUGUCGGGCAGUCCCCAGACGAGAGAUUGAGCUGCCAGAUGAUGACGAUGGCAAUGAUGCUACUGGACACAUUCUGCGUCUCAAAUCACUCAUUUCUGAACUGGACCAGAGGAUGACGGAGCUGGAGGAAGAGAAUAGAAAACUGUUGGAAGAGAACGUCACACUGAUUGAGCAGAAUGACAAGAAGAAUAUGCAGACGGACAAUCUGGAAGAGAGCUUGAAGGCAGCAGUUGAGCACAAUGCUGAACUGCAAGCUUCACUGGCCAAACUGGAGGUGGAAAUGUCACUGCUGGAGUCACGUCACGACACCGUCUCCACCCAGAAUUCUCGUCUACAGGCAGAAACUGCAUCUCUGGAGGCCGAGUGUGGGCGGCUGAAACAGAAGCAGCGCGAGACACAGGAGGCCAAUGAGUCCCUGAUAAAAGACCAAAAGACCCUGCAGUCAUUACACCAACAGCUGUCGUCCGACUUUGAUUCUCUACUUUCCAGUUUUGCCUCAUUUAAGUUAACCUACAAGACCCUGAAAACAGACCACCUGAGUGUCAAGGAACGGGCCAAGGCAACACAGGACCGCUAUGAGCGACUCCUGGAGGAACAGGGAAUGAUGCAGAGAGGGUUGGAAACCCUGCGGGCUGAGAAUGAACGUCUGAACAGUGAGUGUGAGGAACUGAGGGGACAGCUGACCACCCAGGGGCUGGAGACGACCCGGCUGGCCGGUCGCUGCGAGGCCCUCACUGAAAGAAACAAUGCCCUGGAGGAAGAACAGAAGGCUGCAGUGGCCCAACUAUCACUGCUGCUGGUGCAAUACCAUGAGCUGCUGUCACAAGUGCUGAAGCAGCAGGGCCGGCCGUCAAGAGAAGACGUGCUAUUGAAGGAAAGGUUGCGCGAGUUAUGGCAACAGAAAGAACAGUUGGAAAGGGCAGUGCGGGAACGCUGCCAUCGCCGCACUGACUCUGCCAAGAGGAAACAGAACAAGAAGGCAACCAAGCGGCAGGAGGAAGACUCAGAGGGGAGCGGGGGCGGCAGGUCGUCCCGGAGAAAGACAGGCAGCCGCCCGGGAACGGAAGACACAGAAGACUACAUUCCAGUGCGGGACUCUGGUCCCUCGCCUCCUGGGCCGGGUCCGGAAGAGGGGCUUCUGAUGGCGCCGAGUCGAACGACGACUCUGGAGAACCACACCACAGUCAACUUGACCACGACCCUGAGCAAGCGCCCGGCUGAGGUCACAGUUGGGAUGCCGCGGAACUCGACAGUCGUGGAAUCUGACACCUCAGAGGUGGAUGGGAGUCCACGCGAGCCUACUCCUCCGGCACCGGAAGGGAAGAAAGAGGACUCCGUCUGGUAUGAGUAUGGAUGCGUCUGAAGCAAAAUAAUUUCUGCAGAGGUGGAAACAGGGCAAUCAGGUCCGCAAGGAAGCAAAUGGGUCAUCCCAGACAAGACAAAGAAACGGUAUUUAAGUUUCAUAGCUGGCGACUCUUCUUUACUGGAGCAUUUCCAGCCUCCAUUGUAGGGAAUCGAUUAAAUGACGGUCUUCAGGAUAUUGUGUUUUCCCAUUUGUCAAAAGGGAAAAAUAUCUUUUUUUGAACAACAGAUGUGCAGAGCCCAUUAAGUGGGAUAUAUUUAUAAAAACUGCCAGUAAUUUGCAUUUUCCAACCGUGGACGCCUUUCUACAUAAAUUCAAUUUUGGCGGUAAAAGUCAUGUUUACCUAAAAUAAAAAUUAAAUACUUUGUAAAA
Messenger RNA from Centruroides sculpturatus (bark scorpion), 7607 nucleotides. RefSeq lists its product as uncharacterized. The record is from RefSeq and is a predicted model, not a curated record. The coding region runs from base 318 to 7235 and encodes 2305 amino acids. Gene Ontology annotation, molecular function: microtubule binding; dynein light intermediate chain binding. Gene Ontology annotation, cellular component: cytoplasm; centrosome. Gene Ontology annotation, biological process: cytoskeleton-dependent intracellular transport; cytoplasmic microtubule organization. The transcript has 3 exons. NCBI's taxonomy places the organism in Eukaryota, Metazoa, Arthropoda, Arachnida, Scorpiones, Buthidae.